UUUCCUGCUGUCAUUCAUGUGGCCCUGAUGAGCCAUCGCAGUUCAGCUGCAUCCAGCCCAGUCCGCCAGCCUUCUCUCUUCCUGUUUGCCAGCCGCAGUUAGGAGCCACCAUGCCUGGAAUCCUGCUGGGAGACGUUUUCCCAAACUUCGAGGCGGACACCACCGCUGGAAAGAUCAAAUUUCACGAUUUUCUGGGCGACUCGUGGGGUAUCCUGUUCUCCCACCCAGCAGAUUUCACCCCUGUGUGCACCACUGAGCUUGCACGUGCUGCCAAGCUCAAAGAUGAGUUCAAGAAGCGAGGAGUGAAGAUGAUCGCCUUGUCCAUAGACAAUGUUGAGGACCAUAAAAAAUGGAGCAAGGAUGUGAUGGCGUAUGCUAACGAGGGCGACAGCUCUCUGCCGUACCCCAUCAUCGCUGAUGAGAAGCGAGAGCUUGCCGUCCAGCUGGGCAUGCUGGAUCCUGACGAGAGGAACAAAGCUGGACAACCCCUGACUGCUCGCUGCGUGUUCGUGAUCGGCCCAGACAAGAAGCUGAAGCUGUCCAUCCUUUACCCGGCCACCACAGGGAGGAACUUUGAUGAGAUCCUCAGAGUUAUCGACUCUCUGCAGCUGACUGCGCAGAAGAAGGUGGCCACACCUGUCGACUGGAAGCCUGGUGACAAAGUCAUGGUCAUUCCUUCACUCCCAGAUUCUGAGGCUACCGCUCUCUUCCCCAAAGGAGUAGCAACCAAAGAGUUGCCUUCUGGGAAGAAAUACCUGCGCACCACUCAGAUCUGAGGACGGAGAAAUAAAAAUAAAAUUAUUAA
Molecule: messenger RNA, 805 nt
Organism: Cyprinodon variegatus (sheepshead minnow)
Lineage: Eukaryota; Metazoa; Chordata; Actinopteri; Cyprinodontiformes; Cyprinodontidae
Gene: prdx6
Product: peroxiredoxin 6
Exons: 5
Coding region: 111-776 (221 amino acids)
Biological process (GO): cell redox homeostasis; cellular oxidant detoxification
Cellular component (GO): cytosol; mitochondrion
Molecular function (GO): peroxiredoxin activity
Source: RefSeq, a predicted model, not a curated record